Molecule: messenger RNA, 604 nt
Organism: Benincasa hispida (wax gourd)
Lineage: Eukaryota; Viridiplantae; Streptophyta; Magnoliopsida; Cucurbitales; Cucurbitaceae
Product: small ribosomal subunit protein uS12m
Biological process (GO): translation
Cellular component (GO): small ribosomal subunit; ribosome
Molecular function (GO): structural constituent of ribosome
Source: RefSeq, a predicted model, not a curated record
UCUGUUUGGAUCUUGGUCCAUGAUGGCCUUUUUAUUGAUUUUGACGAUUGGAUUUCUCUAUGAAUGGAAAAGGGGUGCUUCGGAUCGGGAGUAAUCACUAGUGAGAGGGCAAAAAGAGGGGGGAAGGACAAAGGAAAGAGCGAUGCCUACAUUAAAUCAAUUGAUUCGUCAUGGUAGAGAAGAAAAACGGCGCACGGACCGUACUCGAGCUUCGGAUCAAUGUCCCCAGAAGCAAGGAGUACGCCCGCAUGUUUCAACGAGAACACCAAAAAAACCUAAUUCAGCUCCAUGUAAGAUAGCCAAAGUACGGUUGAGGAAUCGACAUGAUAUAUUUGCUCACAUUCCGGGCGAAGGUCAUAAUUUGCAGGAACAUUCUAUGGUGUUAAUAAGAGGAGGUAUAGUGAAAGAUUCGCCAGGUGUGAAAUCCCAUUGUAUUCGAGGAGUCAAGGAUUUGCUGGGAAUUCCGGAUCGAAGAAGAGGCAGAUCUAAAUAUGGUGCAGAAAAACCAAAAUCGAUAUGAAUGGAAGAUGCCUCUUUCACUUGUUUUUCUCGGUCAGUCGAGGGAACAACCACAAUGUUACGCCCCAAAAUCGAACUAUACGGA